Marmota flaviventris (yellow-bellied marmot) is the source of this 5834-nucleotide messenger RNA. RefSeq names its product diacylglycerol kinase delta (gene Dgkd). Gene Ontology annotation, biological process: phospholipase C-activating G protein-coupled receptor signaling pathway. The record is from RefSeq and is a predicted model, not a curated record. NCBI's taxonomy places the organism in Eukaryota, Metazoa, Chordata, Mammalia, Rodentia, Sciuridae. Gene Ontology annotation, cellular component: plasma membrane. Gene Ontology annotation, molecular function: ATP-dependent diacylglycerol kinase activity; protein homodimerization activity; protein heterodimerization activity.
AUGGCGGCGGCGGCGGGUGCCCCUCCGCUGGGUCCGCCGCAGCCGCCUCCGCCGCCGGCGCCCGAGGAAUCGUCGGACAGUGAGCCCGAGGCAGAGCCCGGCUCCCCACAGAAGCUCAUCCGCAAGGUGUCCACGUCGGGUCAGAUCCGUCAGAAGACUGUCAUCAAGGAGGGGAUGCUGACGAAGCAGAACAAUUCAUUCCAGCGAUCAAAAAGGAGAUACUUUAAGCUUCGUGGACGAACACUGUACUAUGCCAAAACUGCAAAGUCAAUCAUAUUUGACGAGGUGGACCUGACGGAUGCCAGCGUAGCUGAAUCCAGCACCAAAAAUGUCAACAAUAGUUUUACGGUCAUCACUCCCUGUAGGAAGCUCAUCUUGUGUGCUGAUAACAGAAAAGAAAUGGAAGACUGGAUUGCGGCGCUCAAGACUGUCCAGAACAGGGAGCAUUUCGAGCCUACCCAGUAUAGCAUGGACCAUUUCUCAGGGAUGCACAACUGGUAUGCAUGUUCCCACGCGCGGCCAACCUACUGCAACGUGUGUCGUGAGGCGCUGUCUGGGGUCACGUCCCAUGGGCUGUCUUGUGAAGUGUGCAAAUUUAAAGCCCACAAACGGUGUGCUGUGCGUGCAACCAAUAAUUGCAAGUGGACCACACUGGCCUCGAUUGGGAAGGACAUCAUUGAGGACGAGGAUGGGAUUGCCAUGCCUCACCAGUGGCUGGAAGGUAACUUACCCGUGAGCGCCAAGUGCACAGUAUGCGACAAGACCUGCGGCAGUGUGCUGCGCCUACAGGACUGGCGCUGCCUCUGGUGCAAGGCCAUGGUUCAUACUUCGUGUAAAGAAUCCUUGCUGACCAAAUGCCCGCUCGGUCUAUGUAAGGUGUCAGUCAUCCCUCCCACGGCGCUCAACAGCAUUGACUCUGACGGGUUCUGGAAGGCCACCUGUCCUCCGUCUUGCACAAGUCCCCUGCUGGUCUUCGUCAAUUCCAAGAGUGGGGACAACCAGGGUGUGAAAUUCCUCAGAAGGUUCAAGCAGCUGCUGAACCCUGCCCAGGUCUUUGACCUCAUGAAUGGAGGACCACACCUCGGCUUACGGUUAUUCCAGAAGUUUGACACCUUCCGGAUUCUGGUUUGUGGUGGGGAUGGCAGUGUUGGCUGGGUCCUCUCUGAAAUUGACAGCCUCAACCUUCACAAACAGUGUCAGCUGGGAGUGUUACCCCUGGGGACAGGAAAUGAUCUGGCCCGAGUGCUUGGUUGGGGCUCAGCCUGUGACGAUGAUACCCAGCUUCCGCAGAUCUUGGCGAAGCUGGAGAGGGCCAGCACUAAGAUGUUGGACAGGUGGAGCGUCAUGGCGCACGAGACCAAACUCCCUCGGCAGGCCUCUUCCUCCACUGUCACCGAAGACUUCAGUGAGGAUUCCGAGGUACAGCAGAUUCUCUUCUAUGAAGACUCAGUUGCAGCCCAUCUUUCUAAAAUCCUGACCUCAGAUCAGCACUCGGUGGUCAUCUCAUCAGCCAAAGUGCUUUGCGAGACAGUGAAGGACUUUGUGGCCCGGGUGGGCAGGGCCUACGAGAAGACAACUGAGAGCUCAGAGGAGUCAGAGGUCAUGGCCAAGAAGUGCUCUGUCCUGAAGGAGAAGUUGGACUCUCUCCUGAAGACCUUGGAUGAUGAGUCCCAGGCCUCGUCCUCUUUGCCCAACCCACCCCCUACCAUUGCUGAGGAGGCUGAAGAUGGGGAUGGAUCGGGCAGUGUCUGUGGCUCCACUGGGGACCGCCUGGUGGGCUCGGCAUGUCCUGCCCGGCCACAGAUCUUCCGGCCUCGAGAGCAGCUCAUGCUGAGAGCCAACAGCCUGAAGAAAGCGAUUCGCCAGAUCAUAGAACACACAGAGAAAGCUGUUGAUGAACAGAAUGCCCAGACCCAGGAGCAGGAGGGCUUCAUGCUGGGCCUCCCGGAGGCAGAAGAGAAGAAGGACUCAAGGACAGAUGGCAGAGUAUGCCCACCGCUAUCCCACAGUGAGAGCUGCGGGGUCCUCAAAGGGAGAAGCCACCGCAAAGCAUCCAGAUCCCCAUGUGAGAAGCUAAUGAGCAAAGGAGGUCUGUCCUUGGGCAACUCUGCCUCUCUUCCUCCCCAGGCAGGAAGCCGAGAUGGCCUGCCUGCACUGAACACCAAGAUCCUGUUCCCAAGUGUUCGGGCUGGGAUGUCUGGUUCCUUGCCUGGGGGCUCUGUCAUCAGUCGCUUAUUAAUUAACGCUGACCCCUUUAAUGCUGAACCCGAAAACCUGGAGUGCUACACAGAGAAGUGUGUCAUGAACAACUAUUUUGGCAUUGGCCUGGAUGCGAAGAUCUCCCUGGACUUUAACAAUAAGCGUGACGAGCACCCGGAGAAGUGCAGGAGUCGGACCAAGAACAUGAUGUGGUAUGGAGUCCUGGGCACCAAGGAGCUGCUGCACAGAACCUACAGGAACCUGGAGCAGAAGGUCUUGCUGGAGUGUGAUGGUCGACCAAUCCCCCUCCCUAGUCUUCAGGGAAUCGCUGUCCUCAACAUUCCCAGCUAUGCUGGAGGGACCAACUUCUGGGGGGGCACCAAGGAAGAUGAUACUUUUGCAGCUCCGUCGUUUGAUGAUAAGAUUCUGGAGGUGGUCGCUGUGUUUGGCAGCAUGCAGAUGGCUGUGUCUCGUGUAAUUAAGCUGCAGCAUCACCGAAUCGCACAGUGUCGCACCGUGAAGAUUUCCAUCCUGGGGGAUGAGGGUGUACCUGUGCAGGUGGAUGGAGAGGCCUGGAUCCAGCCCCCUGGAUACAUUCGGAUUAUCCACAAGAACCGGGCACAGACGCUGACCAGAGAUAGGGCCUUUGAGAACACCCUGAAGUCCUGGGAAGACAAACAGAAGUGUGAGCUGCCCCGCCCACCAUCUUUUUCACUGCAUCCAGAGAUCCUGUCUGAGGAGGAGGCCAUCCACAUGGACCAGUUUGGGCAGGCGGCCGGGGUCCUCAUCCACAGCAUCCGGGAAGUAGCCCAGUGCCACCGGGAUGUGGAGCAGGAGCUCGCUCAUGCCGUCAACGCCAGCUCCAAGGCCAUGGACCGAGUGUAUGGCAAGCCUAGGGCUGCGGAGGGGCUGAACUGCAGCUUUGUCCUGGAGAUGGUGAAUAACAUCAGGGCUCUGCGCAGCGAGACGGAGCUGCUGCUGUCUGGGAAGAUGGCCCUGCAAUUGGACCCUCCUCAGAAGGAGCGGCUGGGUGCUGCUCUCGCCGAGAUGGACCGGCAGCUUAGGAAGCUGGCAGAUACGCCCUGGCUCUGCCAGCCCACAGAGCCUGGUGAUGAAGAGAAUGUGAUGUUGGAUCUUUCCAAACGCAGCCGCAGUGGUAAAUUCCGCCUGGUGACCAAAUUUAAAAAGGAGAAAAACAACAAGAACAAAGAAGCUUACAGUAGCCUGGGAGCCCCGGUUCACCUCUGGGGGACAGAGGAGGUGGCUGCCUGGCUGGAGCACCUCAGUCUCUGUGAGUAUAAGGACAUCUUCACGCGGCACGACAUCCGGGGCUCUGAGCUCCUGCACCUGGAGCGGAGGGACCUCAAGGACCUUGGCGUAACCAAAGUGGGACACAUGAAGAGGAUCCUGUGUGGAAUCAAGGAACUGAGCCGGGGCUCCCCUGCCACCGAGGCCUAGCCUCUGUCUUCUCGGCCUGCAUCCUCCGCUCCUCCCGCGACUGAGGCCCAGGGAGGACUGCCCCUGGCCUCUCAUGGUGCUACUCCCUUUGUUAGUGACAGGAAGCCGCUCUUGACUCCCGUCCAUAACAGCUCCAGGAGUCCUGAACAUACCAACACAGCUACCUUUGAAACACCACCUUUCCCAGCUCAGAGUCCGGCCCAGUCUCGGCUUUCACUGACCUGUCGUGGGCCACAGGGACUCUGGGUACCAGACGCUUCUGCAGAAACUUGCCUAGGCCCUGAGCCUGGGUUACCCUGUGGGCCCCUCUGCGUGUGCUUUGUUGGCCACAUUGGUGGCACCAUCUCUGCCCCUGCUGGCUCUCAGAAGCAUGGUUUGGGCUCAGUGCGUGGUGGGCCCCUGCCAGAACAUUCUUUGUGCCUGACAGCCACCCUGUGGCUCUUCCCAGCAGCCCCACGAGGCAGUCCACUGCUACUGCCCUGUUCAUUCAGAAGGUUUUUGUUUCUAACAAAGGCUGUGUACUCUGCUGGUCUUGAAAGUGAACGGACUUGUUUUGAGUUCUGUUUGCUUUAACCUGCUCUAAAGAGGAGGGGAGCAAAGUUCUCGUCCAGCCAAGGCAGCGCGUGGUUCUGUUCCUCAGCUCUCAGGCCUUCCUCAUUCACUGCAGGCCUGCGGUCCUCCUCUGCAUCCUCUCUUAGGCUGUGGGCAUGGACAUCCCUCCUUUCUACAGGAUACCAUGGACCUCAGGAGUCCCGCUUGGAGCCACAAGGGUGUGUGGGUUGGGGUUAGCUCAGUACUUCUGGGGAGGAGAAGCUUCCCAGGUCUGGGGAAGCUGUCUGUUCUGUGGGAGAGUGUAUGGGUUUCCAGGAGCACGUCCCUGGGUGGGCUGGGUCCUUCUUCCUAUCAGGAGGCCCAGAUUCUCGGGCCAUGGGCUAGCAUCUAGUCUCCUGCUACCAGACCUGGUGUCCCUGAAGGUUGUCUGCAGACUCUGGGCCAAAUCAAGUGGUUCCCUGGGCUGGAUGACUCUGGCCCAGGACUCCUGCCCUGCCUCUGUUCAGGGAUCUAGCUCCAGCCCCAGGGCAGGGCUGAGUCCUUCGCCCUUGGUCCUCACUGCCACCGACUCAGCCCUUUCUUUCCUUUUUGAAGUUGGUUGUUAGGAAGCUGCCCUAGGGGCUUGUAAUGCCACCCGGAAAGGUCUUGUAACAUUGUAACAGCCCCCUCCUGAGGAAGGUGCCAGGCUGCAGCUGUACACCUGAGAGAAGGCAGUGUAUGAGUGUCUCCAUGCACCGCCCGGCCCUUUAGUGGGGUCACCCCAUCUAAUGUGGGGAGGCUGGGUGGGGAGCUGCUCGGGGCACUUCAGAGGCACCUGCUGAGCGGUGUGUGGACUGUCCAGGGUCUGCAGGGUCUUGUGUGCUCUGCCCUGCGAACACUCCCCACAGUGGUCCUGCUGGGGGCUGGGAUCCAGUCGAGUGUGGAGUCAGCGUGUCUACCAUUGGGCCUUUCUCAGGCCCAAUUCCAGUGGCGUGGGUACCUGGGUGGAGACCGAGCAUGGACUUUGCCGCCUGCCUGAGGUAGUGUUGGUGGAGACAGUAGUCAUCCAGCCCUGGGAGACACUUGAUUUCCAAGUGGGAAAGGAUAACCGUGGAGGUGACAAUCCUGUGCCCGUGGUACUACAAGCCCUGGGUCAGACUGGACCUUAAGCUAGAAGGGGACACAAGAAGCAGCCGACAGUUGCACUGGGGCCAUCUCAAGUCCUCAGUCUUCCUCUGGGGGAAGCACUGGGUUUGGGCUGGGGGUGUUACAGUUGGUGUUGUCAGUGACUACAACACUGGUCACACAGAAACGCACCAUAGUUCUCAGAGUCGGCAGAGAAUUGCCUAUGAGGAGCACUGAUGGCCUGUGCCACACGCCUGGGGCCGAGGCCAUGGUCCUCCUGUUCUGCCUUUCUUGGGUCAGCUGCUCAGAGUCCCAGGGCGAAGAAUGUAGGGAAGGGAGGGGCUGCUUAGGUCUUGGGGAAGAGGCCUUGUGCCCAGUUGGGGUCACCCCUCUAUUUAUAAUCUUAAUUUAUAUAGUGGCCACCAGAAAGCAGCCGCCUCUUGUAUUGUUAUGUACAUAGCCCAGCAGAGCUGUAAAUACCUUGUUCUGUGUAUAAAUAAACCAGCCUGUUUUGAUCGUCA